ACAUCUGGAACAUCUACAAAGUGAAGAAAAUCUUUCACUUCAGAUACAUUUCGAUGGAUAAUAAAUAGUAACAAAUUUGGUUUUGGUACUUUAUUUAUAGGCAAAUUGUCUGUUGGUUUCAAUCAUUUUUUCAAAUUCAAUGAUUUGGAAUCCCUGCAUGGCUUGACAAUACAAAAAAAAAUGUGAAUUUCAUUAAUUACAAUCUAUACAAUCCCUUUUCAGGUGAGAGAUCAGAUGAUCCACUUUCAGAUUACACAGAAGGCAGAACUCAGAAAUUGUCAAAGAUCGAAUUCACAACAGCUAGCCAAGUGUGUAAUUGCAAAUAGAUUUAGAUUGAAGCAUGGUAGGGAAGAAUAUUUUGAUUCUAGUCCAUAGUUUUUACUACUGUGAACAUUUCCUGAUCUUGAGUAGAAGUAGACUGAAAAUGCUUCCAUGCUUACUACUGGCAAAGUAAUUGCGGUAGAAGUAGACUGAAUAACAUUGCAAACUUUUUACAAUCAUAAAAUGCCAUUGCCAUCCACUACUCAUCUCAGUCUCACAACAUAAUGUUGAAGGAGGCUCUGCACAUUCUGCUUACUACACACAAACCCCCUGAAUUAUUGCAGAACUGCAUUCUCAGGAACGCGCUUUCACAAGGGAAAGAAAUUCACUCUUCCAUCGCUCACAGGAGAUUUGCAUUUGCUACAUACCCAACUUUUUAUAAUCAGGUUCUUUACAUGUAUGUCAAAUGCGGAAGUUUGCUUGAUGCUCGAAAAGUGUUUGACAAUAUGGAAGAACGAGACAGCGUCUCAUGGAAUACGAUUAUUGCAGCGUACAAAAGACAUGGUAAUCCUCACGAGGCAGUCACACUGUUUCACCAAAUGCAACGAACAGGUUUCCAACCAGAUCAAUUCACAUUUGCCAGCGUACUCCCAGCCUGUGCUAAAAUUGGAGCUUUGGAACAGGGUAUGGACAUUCAUCAAAGCAUAACGGAUAGAGGAAUUUUGUCAGAUGUUGUAGUUGCAAGCGCCCUGGUCGACAUGUAUGCAAAAUGUGGGAACAUAGAUAAGGCGCGUGAAGUAUUUGACAAAAUGACUCAAAGAAAUGUGGUCUCAUGGACUGCAAUGAUUGCGGGAUAUGCACAAACUGGAUUUGCUGAAAAGGCUUUAGAAACUUUCAAGCAGAUGCAAACGGCAAAUGUAAAACCAAAUUCCACAACCUUUGCUAGUAUCCUCCCUGCCUGUGCCCAACUAGGAGAUUUGGAGCAGGGUAUGGACAUUCAUCAAAGCAUAAAAGAUAGAGGAAUUUUAUCAGAUGUUGUAGUUACAACUGCCCUGGUAGACAUGUAUGCAAAAUGUGGAAGCCUAGACAAGGCACGUGAAUUGUUUGACAGAAUGCCUCAAAGAAAUGUGGUCUCAUGGACUGCAAUGAUUGCAGGAUAUGCACAAAAUGGAUUUGCUGAAAAGGCUUUAGAAAUUCUCAAGCAAAUGCAUUCGGCAGGUGUAAAGCCAAAUUCCACAACAUUUAUCAGCAUCCUCCCUGCAUGUGCCAAAAUAGGAGCUUUGGAACAGGGUAUGAACAUUCAUCAAAGCAUAAAGGAUAGAGGAAUUUUGUUAGAUGUUGUAGUGGCAACUGCCCUGGUGGAUAUGUAUGCAAAAUGUGGGAGAAUGGAUAAGGCAUGUGAACUGUUUGACAAAAUGCCUCAACCAAAUGUGGUUUCAUGGAAUGCCAUGAUUGCAGGAUAUGCACAAAAUGGAUUUGUUGAAAACGCUUUAGAAACUUUCAAGCAAAUGCAAUUGACAGAUGUAAAGUCAAAUUCCACGACUUUUGCCAGCAUCCUCCCUGCCUAUGCCAGAAUGGGAGCUUUGGAACAGGGCAUGGAAAUCCAUGAAAGUAUAAUCGAAGGAGGAUAUUUCUCAGACAAUAUAGCUGGAAAUGCUCUGGUAGACAUGUAUGCAAAAUGUGGAAGCAUAGACAAGGCACGUGAAUUGUUUGACAGAAUGCCUCAAAGAGAUGUCAUCUCGUGGAAUACAAUGAUUGCAGGAUAUGUACAAAAUGGAUUUGUUGAAAAGGCUUUAGAAUUUUUCAAGCAAAUGCGAUUGGCAGGUGUAAAGUCAAAUUCCACAACUUUUACCAGCAUCCUCCCUGCUUGUGCCAAAACGGGAGCUUUGGAACAGGGUAUGGACAUUCAUCAAAGCAUAAUGGAAGGGGGAUUUUUGUCAGAUAUUACAGUUGGAAAUGCUCUGGUAGACAUGUAUGCAAAAUGUGGAAGCAUAGACAAGGCACGCGAACUGUUUGACAGAAUGCCUCAAAGAGAUGUCAUCUCAUGGAAUGCAAUGAUUGCAGGAUAUGCACAAAAUGGAUUUUGCAAAGAUGCUCUCAAAAUUUUCGAAUUAAUGAAACACUGGAGAACAUAUCCUGACAUUUUAACCUUUUCUAGUGUUCUAUGUGCAUGCAGUCAUGCAGGUUUAGUGGAUGAGGGAUGUACAUAUUUCAAUCAUAUGAAUAACCCCUAUUGCAUUACAGCUACAGUUGAUCAUUAUGUGUGCAUGGUUGACCUUCUUGCCCGUGCUGGCUAUCUUGAGGACACUCUAAACUUUAUCAUUAAGAUGCCAGUUAAACCUUUGGUGGUUGUGUGGACUUGUUUUCUUGGUGCAUGUAGAUCACAUAUGAAUAUUGGCUUAGGAGUAUUUACAGCGAUGCUGCUUUUUGAUAUGGAUCCUAAAAAUGCUGCAACUUAUGUUCUUCUCUCAAACAUCUAUGCAGAAGUGGGAAUGUGGGGGGAGGUUCAAAUGGUAAGGAGAUUGAUGAAAGAUAGAGGAAUUAAAAAGAUCCCUGGAUGUAGUUGGAUUGAAGAGCAUAAAAUGGUACAUGCUUUUUGUGCAGGAGACAGGACACAUCCACAGACACAGGAGAUCCAUGCAAAGUUGGAGAAAUUGGCUUGGGAGAUGAAAGCAGCAGGGUAUUUUCCAGAUUCAAGACAUUUACUUAAUGAUGUUGAAGAGGAGGAAAAAGAAUCGUUUCUCUGCCACCAUAGUGAAAAAUUGGCAAUUGCAUUUGGUUUGUUAAACACACCCCCUGGAACAACAAUUAGAGUUGUGAAAAACCUUCGAGUAUGUGCUGAUUGCCACUCUGCAAUUAAAUUUAUCUCCAAGAUUGCUGCAAGAGAAAUUGUUGUGAGAGAUGUGACUCGUUUCCAUCAUUUUAAACAGGGACAAUGUUCAUGCGGAAAUUAUUGGUGAAGCUAAAUGGAACACUCUGAAAAAAAGGCUUGCACUAUGAUAAUGUGCAAUGUGUUAGACCUGAUGCUAAAUGGAGCAAUCUGGAAAAUGGGUUUGCACUAUGAUAAUGUGCACCAUGCCAGACCUGAUACUAAAUGGAGCAAACCGAAACUUGGACAAUGAUAAUGUGCAUCAUGUCAGACCUGAUACUAAAUGGAGCAAACUGAUGAUAAUGAAGUAAAAAGGUUUUGUUUUCACUUUCAUGAAUCCUGCAUGUGUGAAAUGAAAGUUGGAGGGGGUGGAGAAUGGGGAAAAAUGAAAGGUGAGAUAUACUUCAAGUAAAUGGAAAGAUGCUUGACCAGAGGAAAUGGGAGAGAAGAGUUAACACCACUCUCUUCAUUUUGCAUAUUUCUUUUGUUUGAAAAAAAUUAUGUUAUCUUUUGCCGUUGUCUGGUUUGACAUUUGAGAUUAAAUUAUACGUUCCACAUUGAGUAUGUAGUUUUACAUAAGUGUAU
This is a messenger RNA of Cryptomeria japonica (Japanese cedar), 3715 nucleotides long. Its product is annotated as putative pentatricopeptide repeat-containing protein At3g13770, mitochondrial. Gene Ontology annotation, biological process: RNA modification. Bases 546 to 3221 code for a protein of 891 amino acids. Lineage: Eukaryota; Viridiplantae; Streptophyta; Pinopsida; Cupressales; Cupressaceae. Gene Ontology annotation, molecular function: protein binding; zinc ion binding; RNA binding. Gene Ontology annotation, cellular component: intracellular membrane-bounded organelle. The record is from RefSeq and is a predicted model, not a curated record. The transcript is spliced from 2 exons.